This is a messenger RNA of Cyphellophora europaea CBS 101466, 441 nucleotides long. RefSeq lists its product as uncharacterized. NCBI's taxonomy places the organism in Eukaryota, Fungi, Ascomycota, Eurotiomycetes, Chaetothyriales, Cyphellophoraceae. The transcript is spliced from 2 exons. Bases 1 to 441 code for a protein of 146 amino acids. The record is from RefSeq and is a predicted model, not a curated record.
AUGGCUGCCAUCUCGUCCAUGCCAAGUUCAAGCACUCAGUACAAUGACAUUGCUGGUGCUUAUGCAAAAUUGUGUCCUGCUUGGCCAGCCCGCUCCCCAUUCUUGCUGCCAGAUCUUGAAGAGGAACAGCUGAAGCGCGUGCUCUUGUCUCCAGAGGUUGCAAUGCGGGGAAAGAGCGUGCUCGACCUCGCUGGUGAAACGGGUACUAUUCCUUCCGCUCACUGGACUGGCGCGCGAAAUAUUAUGGUCGAUGCUGGUCGUGCAGUCGCAGAGAAGCAAGCAAUACCCCAGUCGAGGAUACGCUUUAGCGUGGCCGACGCGACGGCUCCUGACGGGAAGAUCGAAGGUGCGCCGUUCGAUAUUGUCACCGCGGCCUGGCUCCUCAAUCAUGCGCCAAAUGCAGAGACGUCGCCGAGGAUGUGGCAGAACAUUGGCUUGUAG